Molecule: messenger RNA, 1627 nt
Organism: Fragaria vesca subsp. vesca
Lineage: Eukaryota; Viridiplantae; Streptophyta; Magnoliopsida; Rosales; Rosaceae
Exons: 2
Coding region: 27-1253 (408 amino acids)
Biological process (GO): mRNA processing
Source: RefSeq, a predicted model, not a curated record
GAAGGGGUGGAUAUGUGGGCAGUCCCAUGUAUUUGGAUGAUUUACACUCUGAGAAUUUUGAAGAUGUACAUUGCAAACCCAAAGAAAAUCGACACUUGCGCCAUCAGUCUUACAGAGAUAAAGCUGAUGAUGGAAGCUGGAAACACUCCAUAUCACCAAGAAUUGAUGUUUUUUGCCCAAGAACAACAGACGAAAGAUAUUGGAGACAUGUGAGAAAAAUAGAUGUUGAAGAAGCCAAUGAGAUUGAUUGGUUUGAUGAUCACUAUGAUGGUUAUGAAAUUGAAGAUAACGUGUAUGCUAAUGAUCAUUUAAGGUGGAGAAGAUCGAACUGGGGUUCUGAAGUUAUGCACUGGACUGAAGAUCAGUUUACUGUCAGACAUCAUGCUGACAAAUUGUAUUCUGAGAAAGCAUCCUGUUCUUAUCGAAAAUAUGUGCGGCAUGAAAAAUUUCAUGCUAAAUAUGGUCCUUUAAGUGAUGGAAUGCGUUAUGAUAAUAUGCAGCCAGAGCAGCGUAGAUUGAAAAUGCCCAGAAAAGAAAUUGGUGCUAACUUUGUUAAUAGAAGCGUUAAGAUGUAUAGAGGUAAGCAUGAGCAGUCAGUGAGGUGCAGGAAUUCGAUGGACUUGGCUGUUAGGGAACGAAAGAUCCUUACAAGAUGCUCUAAAGCCAGAAAUUUGAUGCACAAUGGCAGGCCAGAAAAUAUGGGUGCAGAGAUUGGUGGAGAGUGGAUGACUUCAGGGAUUUCGCAAGCUUGUGAAUCUGAGAAGGCGAGGGCAGUCAAAAUCACCCAAAAUAUUAUAUGGAACCAAAACAACAAGAAAGGGCAUGAUAUUUUUCCAGUUACGGCUCAAAAUGCUGAUUUGGAUAUAGAGGAGGGCCAGAUUGUAACACAAGAACAGAAUACCACACAUCCUUUGCAGAGAAAACAUGCUUCUGAUUAUACAGAACCAGCCGACAGCUUGAUAAAGGGAGUGUUUGAUAGUCGUAAUGCCUCUAAAGGGAAUAAAGUUGUAGAAGGAUAUGACAAGCAAAGGAUUCUGCAAACAAUGGCAAAAAUGGAGCAACGUGGGGAGCGCUUUAAGGAGCCAAUCACCUUGAAAAAGGAGCCAGACAAGCAGUUGAUGCCUGAGGUUGAUCCCACGGUUGAAACAGCUGAUGAAAAGCAACACAGGCCAGCUCGAAAGAGGCAGUGGGGUGGUAGGUUCUCAAAGAAUGACUCUCUAACGUUGGGGAUUCCAUUGAAAGCUAGGUUCUGAAAAGCAUCUUUUGACCUGUUCAUUGGAAACUGUCAGCUGACUUGCUGAGAUCAAUAAAGUUAAUUCCAAGUAUGUACUGCCAAUUGAGGCAGGCUGCUAUGUAUAAAUGCCAUAUAUAUUUUUCUUUUGUGGUGUCGGGGCUGAAACUUUCCCAGCCUCAGCCUGAAAGUUCCUCAGCGUCAUUCUCCUAGUUGAAGCAGGUAAACAAAUUACAGCAUAGCUCAGCAUUUCAGAUAAAGGAAUCCGGUUACAGUUUCAUUCUUUUUGUCAGAGAAAUUGGAGAGACAUUUGUUGUUCAAUACUUGGUAUUUGGAGGUCGAAAUUUCUCCAAUCCAAAAUUCAGUUUUGAUAAUCUGUACAUUAAUCUUUGCUGG